Molecule: messenger RNA, 1461 nt
Organism: Puma concolor (puma)
Lineage: Eukaryota; Metazoa; Chordata; Mammalia; Carnivora; Felidae
Gene: SPRTN
Product: SprT-like N-terminal domain
Biological process (GO): DNA repair
Cellular component (GO): nucleus
Molecular function (GO): metalloendopeptidase activity; polyubiquitin modification-dependent protein binding; single-stranded DNA binding
Source: RefSeq, a predicted model, not a curated record
AUGGAUGAGGAUCUGGUGUUGGCACUACGGCUUCAGGAGGAGUGGAACUUGCAGGCGUCGGAGCGCGACCGGGCCCAGGCGCCCCUGUCGCUGGUGGACGCGUCCUGGGAGUUGGUGGACCCAACCCCGGAUUUGCAGGCCCUGUUUGUGCAGUUCAACGAUCGGUUCUUUUGGGGCCAGCUGGAGGCUGUCGAGGUGAAGUGGAGCCUGCGAAUGACCCUGUGUGCUGGGAUAUGCAGCUAUGAAGGGAGGGGCGGAAUGUGUUCCAUCCGGCUCAGUGAACCUCUUUUAAAGUUGAGACCGAGAAAGGAUCUUGUAGAGACCCUCUUGCAUGAAAUGAUCCACGCCUAUCUAUUUGUCACUAAUAACGAUAAAGACCGGGAAGGGCACGGCCCAGAGUUCUGCAAACAUAUGCAUCGCAUCAAUCGCCUGACCGGAGCCAACAUAACGGUGUACCACACGUUCCACGACGAGGUGGAUGAGUACCGGCGACACUGGUGGCGCUGUGACGGGCCGUGUCGGCACAGGAAGCCCUACUACGGCUACGUCAAACGCGCCACCAACAGGGCGCCGUCCGCUCACGACUACUGGUGGGCAGAGCACCAGCAGAAGUGUGGUGGCACCUACGUGAAGAUCAAGGAGCCGGAGAACUACGCCCGGAAAGGCAAGGGGAAGACAAAACUAGGAAGGCAGCCGACGGCCGAAAAGAAAGAUCAGCCCAACAGAGGUGAGACCCAGCUGUUGAUCCCUUUCAGUGGGAAAGGAUACGUCCUGGGAGACGCGAGCAAUUCGCCUUCGUCCGGGAGAUUUGUCGCUUCACACGCCGUCAAUAAAACCCAAGAUCUUUUAAGUCAAGACCGCUCAGCAACAGCUCUGAGACCUAAUUCUAAAAUGGAGGUGAACUCUGAACAGACUGGUCCAAGCAAAAAAACCUCUCUCGUCGCCCCUGUUCUUGCUGCCAGUCGCCAAAAUGUCGUAAGCAACUACUUUCCUAGAGUGUCAGCUGCCAACCAGAAGGCCUGCAGAAGUGUGAGUGGAUCUCCACCAAAAAGCGGGGCAGUCGGCAACCUCCCUAAAAACUCCGUCUCUUCCAUGUCUCACAGAAGGGUCCCCUCCUCUAAGAUAGCCCCGAGAAAUUCUUUAAAAGCCCCGGAAUCGACACCUGUGACCGCAGCCCUGGACGGGAGCGGGCCCGAAGAGAGAUUGCCAAGUAAACGAGCCAGGCUAGAAGACCAGUCUGUUUCUGACGAGCUUUUUAUCAAGAAAGAGCAAGUGCAACGUGGUGGAAGUGAUUCUAAGUGGAGUUCACGUCCUCCAGCUGCGGCUCAGAGCUCCAGCCCUUCAGCCAGUCAGAGCAGAGCGGUCAGUUGUCCUGUUUGUUGGAACGAAGUCCUAGAGUCGCAAAUUAACGAGCACUUGGACCGGUGCCUUGAAGGCGCUAGCACCGAUGGCAAAAGUUGA